Messenger RNA from Erpetoichthys calabaricus (reedfish), 1532 nucleotides. RefSeq names its product C-type lectin domain family 4 member A-like. The transcript has 6 exons. The record is from RefSeq and is a predicted model, not a curated record. Bases 68 to 874 code for a protein of 268 amino acids. NCBI's taxonomy places the organism in Eukaryota, Metazoa, Chordata, Cladistia, Polypteriformes, Polypteridae.
UCUUUUGCUCUCCUUCUCUCUUUCUUAUUUAGCUGCUGAUUCUGUGCUGUAUAUAGAAUAGGUAAAGAUGUCUGCGCAAAUCACCUACGCAGAAGUAAAUGUGAAAAGAGAUGGAAAAGACUGGGAAGAAACAACUGGUUUCAAGUCUCUAGAGAGAAAAACAGCUUCAUCAAAAACAACAAAGUUCUCCUCCAGAUAUUCUACUUUUGUGUGUGCAGUGAUGAUUUUCUUAUUUCUUCUAGUUAUCAGCUUGAUAAUAAUAGUUGUUUUGCAAACGGUCCACAAAAACACACCUGAAUCAAGUCAACAUGGCAUCUACAAUACCAGCAGCACAACUGAUGAGUUAACCAGUGAUAACAGCAAUCAGCUCCAGAAGUGUAAUAUAAUUUGCCCAGAUUGUCAGCAUCACAAACUCUUGGAAAUGUCUUUCUACAAGGAUCAUCUGAAAAAUAUCUGUAUUAGCAAAGGGAGAAAUGUAGGCAUGGACUACUUUUUAUGCCCUGUUGGGUGGCUGGGACAUUUGAAUAAAUGCUAUUUUAUUUCUGUGGAAAAUAAAACCUGGGAUGAGAGCAAAAAUUUCUGCCACUUGUUUGAAGCCCACCUUGUUAAAAUUGAAAACAACGAUGAACUGGAUUUUCUUCAAAAAAACAUGAUACCUAAAGAAUACACUUACUGGAUUGGGCUGUGGCAACCAAAUUCUUUUGAUGGUUGGAGAUGGCUGGAUGGCACACCAUUAGACACUAAAAUAUCUCCAUUUAAAGCUGUUCUCGGCUUCAGCAACAAACAUGCCUGCAUAUCAAAGAAACACAUUACUACAGGAAUGCCAAAAAAUCCACGAAUGUGGAUCUGCGAGAGAGAUGUUGUGCAUUUGUAGCUACUUCUCAACAGAAAAUGCAAAAGUAAUUAAGGAUUAAGGCUGGAUUAUUAAUAAGCAGGUUGUGUGUUUCUAAUAUAAUAGCCACAGAUCAUUUCAUUUUAACAAUUUAACUGAUUUGAUUUGUACUUCUUGUGUAAUUCUUCAUUGUAUAAGGCUAUUUUAGCAGUUGACUAAAUCUUGUGUGAAAAAGUUAACUCCAAAUAUUCUUUUAUGAAGACUAGUUUUCAGAGAUAAUAAACAUCCUUUUGCUUUUUAACAUAUAUUCUUUAAAUUUCAUAUUCAUCCAUGGAGCAUGUACAUUAUUUUGAUUUUGUCUGGAGCUAUGCACUUAGUUACAUUUUUAAUAAAGUAGAUUUUUUUAAUUAAAAUUACUGAAGUUGCAGUAUUAGGAAAAUGGCAAAACAUAAUGUGGGCAGGAAUUAAACAUAAAAUAUAAAAUAAUUCAUACAUAUAUAUCCAUGUAUGUUGGUUGCAAAAAUAUCUUACUUUUCUUUAAAAAAAAAACUAUUGAACACAGCUUGAAGUUGCCAGUGCAUAACUUAUGAACAUUUUAUUUUGGUUUUCAAACUUACAAAAUGAAUAUCAUUAACCUUUAAAAUGUUUCUUAUUUGGUGCUGCUAUUUUAAGACAAUUCAUUUCCAAAAAUGAUUAAUAA